This is a messenger RNA of Schistosoma mattheei, 1915 nucleotides long. NCBI's taxonomy places the organism in Eukaryota, Metazoa, Platyhelminthes, Trematoda, Strigeidida, Schistosomatidae. The record is from the annotation of a GenBank genome assembly.
CUCAAGGUUAUGUAAUAAAGCGCCUAAUUGUUCCGAUUGUCGCAUGAUGAGGGAGUUCUCGCCUACGAAAAAGCUGAAGAAACGACUCAAGAAAAUUCGACAAAAAAGCACUGAAGAACAAACCGAUCGUGGGGAUGCCGCGUUGGAUAAUUUAGAAGAGUCACAGCCUGGCACGAGUAUCUCAUUGUCUGGAAAAUUUGAAGAUUUGCCUAUAUCAGAGCCAAUUAAGCGUGCUGUCAAGGAAAUGGGCUUCACACAUAUGACCGAUAUCCAAGAUAAAUGUAUUCCACAGCUGCUUGAGCACAGGGAUCUGAUGGCCUGUGCUAAAACUGGGAGUGGUAAAACACUAGCUUUCUUAAUACCUGUUGUGGAACUGAUGCUAAACUUGGGUCUGCAACCUCGUAAUGGUACUGGUGCCAUAAUCAUUUCACCUACUCGUGAACUUAGUCUUCAGACGUAUGGUGUGUUGGGAGAACUCAUUCAAUUCACGAAUUUACGAAUUGGCCUCAUUAUGGGUGGUAGCAACCGACAAACUGAAGCUCAGAAUCUUGAAAAAGGUGUGACAAUUCUCGUUGCAACUCCGGGAAGACUGCUAGAUCAUUUGUCAAACACAAAGUUCUUCCUCCGUCAUAAUCUUAAAGCUCUUGUAAUCGAUGAAGCUGAUCGUUUGUUGGAUAUAGGUUUCGAAGUGGAAAUGCGACAAAUUAUAAAACUUCUCCCGACGGUACGUCAAACAAUGCUGUUUUCUGCUACUUUGAACGAAAAGACGAGAAACCUAGCCAACGCUGCGCUUAAAGCUUCUUGUGUUAUGGUCGGAUCAGCUCCUGAUAAUGAAGCAACAGUUGAGGGAUUGGAACAAGGGUACGUUGUCUGCCCUCCUGAUAGGCGUUUUUGUCUACUGUACACAUUUCUCAAGAAAAAUAAAAGUAAAAAGAUUAUGGUUUUCAUGGCUUCCUGCAUGGAAGUCAAGUUUUACUACGAGUUGCUGAACUUUGUGGAUACUCCAGUCCUAGCCAUCCAUGGACGACAAAAACAAGCUAAAAGGACAAGCACCUUUCUUCAGUUUGUAAAAGCUGAGUCUGCUGUUCUUUUGUGUACUGACGUCGGAGCGCGCGGUUUAGACAUACCAAAGGUUGACUGGAUUUUACAAUAUGACCCACCUGAUGACGCCAAAGAGUAUAUACAUCGAGUUGGUCGUACAGCUCGAGCAGGCAGCACGGGAAAUGCUUUGUUAGUGUUGAGGCCUCAUGAAUUAGAGUUCCUAUCAAUCCUAAGAAAAGCUCGAGUUAAGGUUGUAGAGUAUGAAAUAGCCAAUUCAAAGAUGGCGGAUGUGCAACCAGCUCUGGAGAAGUUGGUCAAAAACAACUAUUUCCUUGCUCUUUCUGCUCAGGAAGCCUUCAAAGGUAUAGUUCGUGCUUAUGCUUCGUCUGGCCUAAGCUGUUUCAAUGUAGAUGAACUAGACUUGGCCGCAACAGCAAGAACAUGUGGACUAUCAAUUACUCCCAAGGUGGAUUUGAAUGUAAAAUCAAAGAGAACACGAGAAAAUCCAGGCCAAAAGCGUUAUAAACCAUUUGGUGUAUCUGAUAAGAAAGCCAAGAAAGCUAAAAUUUAUAAACGAAUAUCUUGAUCAUAUGUAAUUUUUCACGCACUAUGUAUAUAUCACAAAAUUUCCGUUUUGAAUAAGAUACAACUUAAGUUGAUGGAAACAAUGAGAAAAAUAUAAAUUAAAGUAAUAUAUAUUUUUCGCUAUAUACAUGAUUUCAUAGGUAUCCAGAGUACUUGUCGUACAGUUGAUCUACUUCUUGUUGUACAGAACCGAUAUCUGUGUGUGGUAUAGGAUAUCUAUGUUGGUCAAAUAAGCCUCGAGCUUUGUUUAAUUUAUACAGUGCUGUUUUGUAAUCUAAGUAAGACAAAG